Molecule: messenger RNA, 1171 nt
Organism: Brachypodium distachyon (stiff brome)
Lineage: Eukaryota; Viridiplantae; Streptophyta; Magnoliopsida; Poales; Poaceae
Product: protein RER1B
Exons: 3
Coding region: 198-806 (202 amino acids)
Biological process (GO): protein retention in ER lumen; retrograde vesicle-mediated transport, Golgi to endoplasmic reticulum
Cellular component (GO): Golgi membrane
Source: RefSeq, a predicted model, not a curated record
ACCCAGAUAAGCAGGCGUCGUGCAGAGAGAAUCGCUACCACUAGCAACGGGUAUAUGCCCCCGGAAGCCGGAACCAAACCCAACCACGGUGGAUUUGGAUUGGAACGGAACCCUCUCCGAAGAGCAGCAGCACACGAGCCUUCCUCAAUCAAUCCCCAGCUAGGCUAGGGUUUCCUUCCUUCCACCCUGCUCCUCCCAUGGACUCCGGCGGCGACUCCGGGGGCGGGGGCGGAGGAGGCGGAGCGGCGGCGGCGGCGGCGGCCAAGUGGCGGAGCGACGCGUCGCGGGCGUUCCAGUACUACCUGGACCGGUCGACCCCGCACGCGACGGGCCGGUGGGUGGGCACGCUCGCCGCGGCGGCGAUCUACGCGCUCAGGGUCUACAUGGUCCACGGCUUCUACAUCGUCAGCUACGGCCUCGGGAUCUACCUCCUCAACCUCCUCAUCGGCUUCCUCUCCCCCAUGGUCGACCCGGAGCUCGACCCCUCCGCCGCCGCCGACGGGCCCGCGCUACCCACCCGCGGCUCCGACGAGUUCAAGCCAUUCAUACGCCGCCUCCCCGAGUUCAAGUUCUGGUACGCAAUCACAAAAGCUUUUGUUGUAGCUUUCGUGAUGACUUUUUUCUCUGUAUUCGAUGUUCCGGUCUUCUGGCCUAUACUUCUCUGCUACUGGAUCGUCCUCUUCGUCCUGACAAUGAAGCGCCAGAUUCUGCAUAUGGUCAAGUACAAAUAUGUACCUUUCAAUAUCGGGAAGCAGAAAUAUGGCGGGAAGAAGGGUGGCGCAAGCAGCAGUUCUUCAAAAGACUGAUUCCCAGCCUACCCUGGUGGGAAGAAUGGAAGAGCGAGAAGAUACAGUUGAUGCUAUUCCAUGUGCUUAAUACCAAGUGUAAUACUCCAUUCAUAUCUAGGGUUAGGAGGAUGUUCAGUUAUGUUUCUGACAUGGGUUCACGGUUUAAUUUGAUAUUCGUGUUAGAGUGCUUCCUUCUGUCCGUGUAUAGCGUGAUUCUUUUAUCUGACAGACGUUCGGUUGCUCGAAAUGUUGCAGCAAUAAGGGAUGCCGCAAAAAUUCUUGGUCCUGCUCCUGGACUGGACGUGUUGUUUAUGUAUCAUGACCAAUCUUUUACCUGCUGAGCCAGUAUGUGGAGCCACUAAAUAUAGGGAAUCCCCUAAAUA